AUGCCCAGUCUAAUUAAGCACGAAUGCCAGGAAAUUUCAUCACAACCCGAAAAGCCCCCAUUAGAUACAUUAACGCAUACAAUAACCAUCUACAUCACAAUAUUUGCAUACUUUUCCAUAGGGGUUGUAUCUGUAUUAAUGCAGGAAGGAGCCUUUUACAAUGCGAUUGACACUAUUUAUGCAGUUAAAUCCAAUAAUUUAAAAUAUUUUGUAUUUUAUAUUAUGCAGUGUAUUUUUUAUUUUUAUGCUCUUCUAAUACUGCACAGAACUAAUAAUAAAUAUACAAACAGAAUUCCCCAACUUUUCAUAAACAAACACUCGUAUGUUUUAGGAUUUACUGGUUGGGGAUUUUCAUUACUGCUUAUUUUCAUUAUAAUCACAUAUCAGAUAAACACAUUAAAAUAUAGCAUAGUGGAAAUAUAUACGUAUUUUUCCAUGUGUAUGCUUAUUUCUAUAGGAAUGGCUCUAUUAUUUAAAAAAAUGUAUAUGAAGCAUUAUGUCAUUCAAGCACUGGCAGGGCCUUUUCUUAUGCUAUACCUAAGUCUUUUUAUGUGUAGUGCUUUACACAUUACUGCACAUAUUUUUAGCGCUUAUUUACAGUAUGUUUGGACUCUAGAAUAAAUAUUAAUAAGGA
Nematocida parisii ERTm1 is the source of this 634-nucleotide messenger RNA. RefSeq lists its product as uncharacterized. The coding region runs from base 1 to 621 and encodes 206 amino acids. The transcript has a single exon. NCBI's taxonomy places the organism in Eukaryota, Fungi, Microsporidia. The record is from RefSeq and is a predicted model, not a curated record.